Lymnaea stagnalis (great pond snail) is the source of this 5583-nucleotide messenger RNA. NCBI's taxonomy places the organism in Eukaryota, Metazoa, Mollusca, Gastropoda, Lymnaeidae. The record is from the annotation of a GenBank genome assembly.
CGGUCGGGCCGCACAACGUGUCCCAUUGAUUUGCCAUGUUGGCCGCUUACAGGUUCCUGGCCUCUCAUUGGCUCCGUGCGUUUUCUGCCUCGUGGCCCUUGCCUGAGUUUUAAAAGUAGAUUUCAAAUUCGUUCUUUCUCAACAAGUCCCCCGAACUGCAAGCAUCUAGGACCAAAGUAAGUGAGACGCGGCUCCAACACUUUCAUAGGACAAUUCAAUUUGAGACACUUCUCUAAUAUUUAGCGAGUCGACUUAAUUCAUUGAAACCACGAACUUUAUUUUUUUUUAAACUUUAUAACUUGAUUUAUAAAUUUAUUGUUCAAGUGUGCAGGCAAAAGUAAACAUCCAAGAUUGAAGUUCUAACUUGUGAACGCAAAUCUAAGAAAACCUUAAAGAAAUGUAUCAAUUUAUUUAUUUAUUUAUUCAUUAAUUUGUUCAUUUAUAUAUUAAUUUGUUCAUUUAUAUAUUUAUUGACAGAUCAAAUCAUGAAAUACGCGUGUGUGCUAUCGGCUGUCUGUGCCGCCAUCCUGUUGUCUGUCAUCGAGGCUUCAGAUAAAAAAGACGCUGUCCAAUGGCAGUCGGUCAAAAUUAAUGAAACUGUCACAGCAGGUAUGUACAUCAAUGAACCUGUCACAUUAGAUAUGCACACCUUUAUAGCUCUAUUAUAAAACGAUACUUAUUGGAAUCAGUAAGGUUGUCAUAGGGUAAGAGUUUUAUUGGAAUUGGUCCCUAGGGCCGUCACAGGGUUGGUGUUUUAUUGGAAUCGGUCCCUAGGGCUGUCACAGGGUUGGUGUUUGGCCAGUUUUUGACAACCCUAUCAGCUCACUUUGUUUCUCUGGGGGAAAAAAACCUGACAUGACAGUUUGCAUAUGUCCUUGACAUUAACAUUGUUUUAACAUGGCGCGUUGCUGAUAAUUUGAUUGGAUGAUGCAUUAACGUUUAAGUGUAAACUUCGAAACCAGCUGUGAUUUGUGGUCUUUCAAUCCUUCAAUCAACCAUUCUAUCAAUCAAUCAUUCAAUUAAUCAAAUAUUGUGGGAUGAAUCAGAUAUCAUCGAGCAGACGUUAGUGGCAUUUUCAAUAUGAAUUCAAUGAUGACAAAAGGUAACAGAACAUUUGCAUACAAUGAUGACAAAAGGUAACAGAACAUUUGCAUUCAAUGAUGACAAAAGGUAACAGAACAUUUGCAUUCAAUGAUGACAAAAGGUAACAGAACAUUUGCAUUCAAUGAUGACAAAAGGUAACAGAACAUUUGCAUACAAUGAUGAAAAAAGGUAACAGAACAUUUGCAUACAAUGAUGACAAAAGGUAACAGAACAUUUGCAUACAAUGAUGACAAAAGGUAACAGAACAUUUGCAUACAAGGAUGACAAAAGGUAACAGAACAUUUGCAUACAAUGAUGACAAAAGGUAACAGAACAUUUGCAUUCAUUGAUGACAAAAGGUAACAGAACAUUUGCAUGCAAUGAUGACAAAAGGUAACAGAACAUUUGCAUUCAAUGAUGACAAAAGGUAACAGAACAUUUGCAUACAAUGAUGACAAAAGGUAACAGAACAUUUGCAUACAAUGAUGACAAAAGGUAACAGAACAUUUGCAUUCAAUGAUGACAAAAGGUAACAGAACAUUUGCAUUCAAUGAUGACAAAAGGUAACAGAACAUUUGCAUUCAAUGAUGACAAAAGGUAACAGAACAUUUGCAUACAAUGACGACAAAAGGUAACAGAACAUUUGCAUACAAUGAAGACAAAAGGUAACAGAACAUUUGCAUACAAUGACGACAAAAGGUAACGGGACAUUUGCAUACAAUGACGACAAAAGGUAACAGAACAUUUGCAUACUUGUUCAUUUCAUUUUAUUCUUUGAAUUAACUGGGGCAUUAUCUAGACAUAUCUGAUCACUAAUCCUAUAAUAGUCUGCUUCUCCUACAUAUCUGAUCACUAAUCCCAUGAUAAUCUGCUUCCCCUCACAGAGGUUUCGCUGGACAUUCUGGUCAAGAACUACGAUGCCUCCGGUGACCUUCACGGCACACUCCGCAUUGCCCUCUUCGGCGAGACCGUGCCAAUGACGGUUCUCAACUUCUUCAGCAUCUGCAAUGGUGUCAAGCGUCCAUCUGUGAGUUUGAGCUAUUAUUAUAGAGAUGGUAGCUAGCUCAUAUAGAGCUGGUGGCUAGAUGAUAUACAGCUGGUACCUAGAUGAUAUUAUAGAGAUGUUAGCUGAAUGAUAUUAUAGAGAUGGUAGCUAGCUGAUAUUAUAGAGAUGGUAGCUGGCUGAUAUUAUAGAGCUGGUAGCUAGGUAGAAUUAUAUAAAAGGUAGCCAUAUGAUAUUACAGAGAAGGUGUCUAUAUGAUAUUAUAGAGCUGCUAGCUAGCUUAUAUUAUAGAGAUUGUAGCUAGCUAGCUGAUAUUAUAAGAUGGUAUCUAGAUGAUAUGAUAGAGCUGGUUGCUAGCUGAUAUAGAGCUGGUAGCCUGAUUAUAUCAUAGAAAUUGUAGCUAGGUGAUAUUUUAGAGAUAAUAGCUAGCUGAUAUAGAGCUGAUAGCUAGAUUUAGAGCUGGUAGCUAGAUGAUAUAGAGCUGGUAGCUAGAUGAUAUAGAUCUGGUAGCUAGAUGAUAUUAUACAGAUGGUAGCUAUUUGACAUAAAGCUGGUAGCUUGAUGAUGUUAUAAAGCUGGUAGCUAGGGGAUAUUUUAGAGAUAACAGCUGGCUGAUAUAGAGCUGAUAGCUAGCUGAUAUACAGCUAGUAGCUGAUUUCCAUUUAUUUGGAUCAAUAAAAGAAUAUUAUCUUGUCUUAUCUUAUAUUAUAGAGAUGGUAGCUAGCUCAAACAAUCAACUGGUAGUUUGGUAUUAUAAAGCUGACAUUUAUCUGAUAUAUAGCUUGUAUCAUAUAAAUCUAACUAAUUAAUCUUACAAACAUAAAUCUUCAUAAUUCAUCUAACAAUUUGAUAUCAUUGGACACUGACCGAUCCUCCGGGUAAAUGAUGACGUCAUAUACGUGGUCAUUAUUUCAUAUUGCCAUUCAAUCCUAACUUUAACCUCUAAACAAAAACAUCAGGACGCUGAAAAGUAUGUUGUCUGGUGAAAUCAAAAUCUUCAGUCUAAUGAGCAACCACACGCACACUAACAGACCUACUGAGACCCACACACUAAGACCCACACACCAAGACCCACACACAAACAAACCUACACAUACACACACCUGAACAGAUUGAGUGCGUGUGUUUCAGGGUGAGCUCAAAUACGCCAACACUUACUGUCACAGACUGAUCAAAGAUUUGAACUUCCAGUGCGGUGACACAACCACCGGGGAUGGUUCAGGAGGUAAGCAGAUCAACCAGAUCAUUGGUGAUACCUUGAGAUUAACCAGACGUAUAGUGGUAGGCUGAGCCUAACCAGACAAUUGGUGAUAUACUUUGAGAUUAACCAGACAAUUGGUGAUAUACUUUGAGAUUAACAAGACAAUUGGUGAUUUACUUUGAGAUUAACAAGACAAUUGGUGAUUUACUUUGAGAUUAACAAGGCGAUUGGUGAUAUACUUUGAGAUUAGCCAGACAAUUUGUGAUACAUUUUGAGAUCGGCCAGACAAUAGGUAAUAUACUUUUAGAUUAGCCAUAAAAUUGGUGAUAUACUUUGAGAUUAAGAAAUUCUUAACUUCCUUUUCUUUUCGUAUGGUCUAUAAGUUUAACUUAAAUUGGGUCAAUUUUGAGUACGUCAUAAUGGCUGGUUGCCAUGACCAGGCCAACAAUCUCCUAAAACUAUGAGCCUAGAUGACGUCGCAUUUCUUACAGGUAUCAGCAUGUACGGUGACACCUUCAAUGACGAGAACUUCCAGAUCGGCAUCAGUGAGAAAGGAACGGUCGCCAUGGCCAACAGGGGACCCAACACCAACGGUUCUCAAUUCUUUGUGACCUUCAGGAGCUGGCAGUUCCUUGACAACUUACACGUCGCCUUCGGUCAAGUUGUGGGCAAAGAUUCAUUGGUGAGUAUCUAUCAGGGGGUGUCAAAGCCACAGGAGGGUUGGGGGGGGGGUGGGGGGGUAGACGUCAAUGCUUGUUCCUGGUUAGAUUAGCCAGCAAUGAAUAUUUCUGAUUUUUUUUAUAUCCUAUAUGGAGGGGCUACAUAUUUUAUCCUAUAUGGAGGGGCUACAUAUUUUAUCCUAUAUGGAGGGGCUACAUAUUUUAUCCUAUAUGAAGGGGCUACAUAUUUUAUCCUAUAUGGAGGGGCUACAUAUUUUAUCCUAUAUGGAGGGGCUACAUAUUUUAUCCUAUACGGAGGGGCUACAUAUUUUAUCUUAUAUGGAGGGACUACAUAUUGUAUCCUGUAUGAAGGGGCUACAUAUUGUAUCCUAUAUGGAGGGCUACAUAUUUUAUCCUAUAUGGAGGGGCUACAUAUUUUAUCCUAUAUGAAGGGGCUACAUAUUUUAUCCUAUAUGGAGGGGCUACAUAUUUUAUCCUAUACGGAGGGGCUACAUAUUUUAUCUUAUAUGGAGGGGCUACAUAUUUUAUCCUAUAUGGAGGGGCUACAUAUUUUAUCCUAUAUGGAGGGGCUACAUAUUUUAUCCUAUAUUGAGGGGCUGCAUAUUUUAUCCUAUAUGGAGGGGCUACAUAUUUUAUCCUAUAUGGAGGGGCUACAUAUUUUAUCCUAUAUGGAGGGGCUACAUAUUUUAUCCUAUAUGGAGGGUGGCAUUUUCAGCCAAAUGCAGAGCUUUUUCGUCUAAGGGGGGAGAGCAAAUUAAUGACCAGCUGGUCAUUAUAUUUAUACCCUGAUAAGAUCUUCGGGGGGGGGUGCAUCUUCUGUCCAUCCUAAAACUACACCAGGCAAAUGAAGUCAGUAGAUGAACUCGGGGGGGGGGGGCAGAAAUUUGGUCGCACCCGCAGUAGCGUAGCUAGGUUUGGUGUCACCCGGUGAGGUCGGUCCGCAACCCACGCACCCCCCCCCCUAGCUACGCCCCUGCUCACCCGCAUCACUUUUGGUUUAUUUUAGAAAAAAAAACGUUUCACUUACCAUGUUCUAUGUGAUACAACUCAUGAUAUGUGAUAUGUCGAAUCUAAUGCUAUAUUUAUGUCAAUACCAAUCCCCUUUUUGUAUGUUGUGUAUCUGUAGGAGUUCCUCGACAAACUGGCUGAGAUUGACGUUGAGGACAAUGGUAUCACCCCCAAGAAGAAGAUUAAGAUUGUCGACUGCGAGGCUAAAGACGUCAAAAAAUACAAGAUUCAAAGGCGUGUGUCCGUCAAUGACGACAAAUUUUAGACGUUUUAUCAAUUGCUCUAUCAUAACUAGACUGUAAAACCAAUUUUACUAUUGUCUGAUAACAUUUUUUAACUAAAAGUCAACUUACAUGUAUUGUCAUCUCUAUGAGUUAUUUUGUGUCUGCGCGCGUCUGUAGUGUUUCUGUUCACGGGGGUCAGCAUGAGAUACGUGGGGGCGCUGCUCGCUCAAUGAAACCACGCCCCUACAGCCCUGUGAUUGGAUGGUAAUUAAUUGUACGAAUGGGAGAGUUGUGCCGUCAUGACAAUGUCCACCAAACGAUGUCAGAGCUUUCAAGGGCUCGUGUUUAUAAUCGUGAUCACCAAUAAAGAUUCACUCUCUUUUA